AGCAUUUCUGUCAAUCGGAAUAUAGAUCGCAAUACAUCACAUCACGAUCACCCUUAUGCAAUUUGACGCAUAUUUUUUUUUCUGUCAUAAACCUGCAAUUCUAAUAUAUUCCUUUAAAAGGUUGAAACGAGUGUGUAUUGUAUCACACUAACAAGCCCGCCCCUAACACUCAUUCCUCGAUUGGCGUGCUUACGGACAGCAGCCGUAGCGGAGCUGUGCUUCGACGUCAGGGGGUUUGAUAAGCGUGCUUUACUGUCUGCUUGCCUGCCUGCUUCAGUCUACUGCCGCUGCGCCGAGUUUGCAGAGACGAUCUGCAGCGCUAACCUCCGAGCACAACUGAGAGCCUUCAUUGACCUACGGAAACCAUGGCAACAGCUAUGGCAGAGGCAGAGACGCGUCAGAAACUGCUGCGCACAGUCAAAAAGGAGGUGAAGCAGAUCAUGGAGGAGGCAGUGACUCGGAAGUUUGUGCAUGAGGACAGCAGCCACAUUGUUUCAUUCUGCGCUGCGGUGGAAGCGUGUGUGCUGCACGGACUGAAGCGGCGGGCUGCCGGGUUCCUCCGCAGCAACAAGAUCGCAGCGCUGUUCAUGAAGGUGGGGAAGAGCUUCCCUCUGGCUGACGAACUCUGCAGGAAGGCACAGGAGCUGGAGCAGAUCAUCGAGAGCAAGAGGAACCAGAUCCCCUUGAAUCCUGAUAGUACUCGGAAGCUGCAGAAACUGCCCUGCGUGCCUCCCCAGGUCAUCAAACAUCUAUGGAUCCGCACAGCCCUCAUCGAAAAAGUUCUGGACAAGAUCGUCCACUACCUAGUGGAGAACAGCAGUAAGUUCUAUGAGAAGGAGGCUGUGCUGAUGGACCCAGUGGACGGACCAAUACUUGCAUCCUUGUUGGUGGGCCCCUGUGCCCUGGAGUACACCAAGAUGAAGACAGCGGAUCACUUCUGGACGGACCCCUCUGCAGACGAGCUGGUCCAGAGACACCGCAUUCACAGCGGUCACUGCCGGCAGGACUCUCCCACCAAGCGCCCUGCUCUCUGUAUCCAGAAGAGGCACUCCAGUGGUAGUAUGGAUGACCGUCUCUCCCCCUCAGCCCGUGACUAUGUGGAGUCCCUGCACCAGAACUCCAGGGCCACGCUGCUCUUUGGCAAGAACAACGUCCUGGUCCAGCCGAGAGACGAUAUGGAAGCCAUCCCGGGGUACCUGUCUCUCCACCAGACUGCAGACAUCAUGACCCUGAAGUGGACACCCAACCAGCUGAUGAACAGCUCUGUGGGAGAUUUAGACUAUGAGAAGAGUGUUUACUGGGACUAUGCCAUGACCAUCCGUCUGGAAGAGAUUGUGUAUUUGCACUGUCACCAGCUGGUGGACAGCGGUGGGACAGUGGUGCUGGUGAGUCAGGAUGGGAUCCAGCGCCCCCCCCUGCGAUUCCCGAAGGGGGGGCACCUCCUGCAGUUCCUGUCCUGCCUGGAGAACGGGCUCCUUCCUCGCGGACAGCUUGACCCUCCGCUCUGGUCUCAGCGGGGAAAGGGGAAGGUUUUCCCAAAGCUGCGAAACAGAAGUCCACAAGGAUCCCCGGAGUCUGUGUCCGACAAGGAGGAAGAGGAAGCCACGGACUAUGUGUUCAGGAUCCUCUUCCCAGGCAGCCAGUCCGAGUUCGUAUCGCAGGACCUCAUGGAGCAGGGUGCGGCCCUGUGGCACCCCACUGUCAGGAAGUCCUCCUGCUCUUCCUGUUCCCAAAAUGGCUCCUCAGACGCAGUGCCUCCAAACGGCUGCAACCAUGAACGGGCCCCCCUGAAGAUGCUGUGUGACAACAUGAAGUAUCAGAUCAUUUCCAGGGCUUUCUACGGCUGGCUUGCGUAUUGCCGUCACAUGUCCACUGUGCGCACGCACCUGUCAGCGCUGGUGAACCACACCAUUGUGGACCGGGACGUCCCACACGAGGCCGGCGGGGGGCUGACGGCAGAGAUGUGGCAGAAAUACCUCCAGGACUGUAAGGUUUAUGAGGAGCAGGAGCUGCUGCGGCUGGUUUACUUCGGAGGGGUGGAACCCACAAUCCGCAGGGAGGUGUGGCCCUUCCUGCUGGGGCACUACCAGUUCGGGAUGUCGGAGAAUGACCGGAAAGAGGUGGAUGACCAGAUGCGUGCCUGCUAUGAGCAGACGAUGAGCGAGUGGCUGGGCUGCGAGGCGAUCGUUCGCCAGCGGGAGAAGGAGCAGCACGCCGCCGCCCUCGCCAAGUGCUCCUCGGGAGCCAGUCUGGACAGCACGAUGCAGAAGAUGAUGCACCGUGACUCCACCGUCAGCAACGAGUCUUCCCAGAGCGGCAGCUCGGACAGACAGAGCCAUGCGCGGCUGCAGAGCGACUCCAGCAGCAGCACGCAGGUGUUCGAGUCUGCAGAGGAGGUGGAGCAGAUGGAGACGGAGGUGAGGGCCGAGGAGAGCGUCAAGGCAGCCAAACGUCCCAACGGAGCCGUCCCCAACGGAACCUGCUCCCCCGAUUCCGGACACCCUUCCUCCCGGAACUUCUCCAUCACCUCCGGAUUCUCCGACCGCAGCUUCAGCACCGAGGACAGCGGUGCCGGCACCGAGUCCGCAGCUAAAACAUCUGGACAGCAGCCUCCGCAAGCAGCGACCAAACCACAGCAGCAAGAGGGAGCCAACCCCAGCAAGAAGACGCUAGUUCAUGGCACAGAAGAUGCCGAUCGGGGUCAGGUGACUGAAGAGACCGUCCCUCCUGUCUCCAAAGGGGCUGCUGAAGAGACCCGGCCGGCUGAGAAAAAUCUGACCACCAACGCGAGCUCGGAGGACCUGCUGUCCGCCACUGGGUUGCCCUCAGAGGAGGGGCCUCCCCCAGGGGAGGUAGCCAGGCUGCCUGUGCUGGAGAUGCAGGUGGACGAGGAGGCUGAGAAGCAGAGCCUAGUGGGCAGCGAGGACAACCUUUCUGAGGAGCCUGAAAUGGAGAGCCUGUUCCCCCAGUUUGUCUCGCUGGCUGUGGGAGCGGAGGGUAAAACCGAAGCCACGUCUCCCGUCUCCUCCAUCGGGGUCACCUACUCUCAAGAGCUGCUGGACAUGUACACGAUCAACCUGCACCGUAUCGAGAAAGACGUGCAGAGGUGCGACCGAAACUACUGGUACUUCACUCCUGCCAAUCUGGAGAAACUGCGCAACAUCAUGUGCAGCUACAUCUGGCAGCACCUGGAGAUUGGGUAUGUGCAAGGCAUGUGCGACCUGUUAGCUCCCCUGCUGGUCAUUCUAGAUGACGAGGCAAUGGCCUUCAGCUGCUUCACGGAGCUCAUGAAGAGGAUGAACCACAACUUCCCUCACGGAGGAGCCAUGGAUACACACUUCGCCAACAUGCGCUCCCUCAUCCAGAUCCUGGACUCGGAACUCUUUGAGCUGAUGCACCAGAAUGGGGAUUACACACAUUUCUAUUUCUGCUACCGCUGGUUCCUUCUGGACUUCAAACGAGAGCUGGUGUACGAUGAUGUGUUCUCAGUGUGGGAGACUAUCUGGGCUGCGAAGCACACAUCAUCGACCCACUUUGUGCUCUUCAUCGCUCUGGCAAUGGUGGAAAUGUACAGAGACAUCAUCCUGGAAAACAACAUGGACUUCACCGACAUCAUCAAGUUCUUCAACGAAAUGGCUGAACACCACAAUAGCAAGCGUGUGCUGACGUUGGCACGGGACCUGGUCUACAAAGUGCAGACGCUCAUCGAGAACAAGUGAAGGGGGUGCGCGACAACGAAGCUCUACAAACACACUCAUGAUCACAUCCUUCAUCCUCGCACCGGCUUCUCUCGUUCUGUUCACUGUCAGCGCGCCAGCGUCAGAGGCCACAGUAACGGAUCCCUUGUAUAAAUCAGAAAGAGCCAGGUUUAGCCACCUCUGCCGUUAUAUACGUUUUACUGCAACACUGUAUCACUGAACAUCCAGUAAGUGAGAGCUGGGGACCUUCAGUGGAGCCUGUUUUAUAUCAGUCAGGUUUCUGUAUCGCAUCGCAU
Messenger RNA from Acipenser ruthenus (sterlet), 3994 nucleotides. RefSeq names its product small G protein signaling modulator 1a (gene sgsm1a). The transcript is spliced from 25 exons. The record is from RefSeq and is a predicted model, not a curated record. Gene Ontology annotation, molecular function: GTPase activator activity. The coding region runs from base 366 to 3719 and encodes 1117 amino acids. Lineage: Eukaryota; Metazoa; Chordata; Actinopteri; Acipenseriformes; Acipenseridae. Gene Ontology annotation, biological process: activation of GTPase activity.